AUGUCAUCGAGAUCGCCCGACGCCUUGAAUGGCGUUGUUAUCGGGCUACUGUCCUCCCUCGGCUCCGCCGCCCUAAUAGGCAUCAUCUUCGUCCUCGUCUACUUCUUCAGAUACACAAAUUCAGGCCGCAUUCUCCUCGACCGCAUCGGUCGGCCUGGCGAGUACGAUGAUGAGCAGGCAUUUGCGAGGGAGGAGGCUGAGGCCCUCGAGACCAUGGACGACAUGCAGAGAUCAGAGUAUCUCCGAGCCAAGGCCUUUGUCACAUCCAAUCCUGCCGAGUCACUGCAGACCGACAUAUCACUAUCGCAGUACCUAGCCAUACAAGAGAAGGGUGUCUCGGCAUGGGAGUUCGAGCCAGAACUCGAGAUCGCCAACUGCUUCGUCGAGGGCCGCACAGAAAUAGAGUUCUUCGACUCCGAGUGUACCGUCAUGACCAACCUUCCCGUCCCCAAACAGAACGAGGUCUACUACUGGGAGGCAAAGAUUUAUGAGAAGCCUGAUGCGACCAUGCUCGCGAUCGGGAUGGCCACCAAGCCUUAUCCGUUGUUCAGGCUGCCAGGCUUUCACCGACACUCUGCGGCUUACUUCUCGAAUGGUUACAAGCGCUUCAACCAACCGUUCCACCAGGCACCAUAUGCUCCUCCCUUUGGCCAGGGCGACGUGAUCGGGUGUGGAUACCGACCACGAACGGGGUGCAUCUUCUAUACCCGCAAUGGAAAAAAGUUGGACGACGUCGUACACGGCAUCAAAAAUCCCAAUUUCUUCCCCGCCAUUGGCGCCAACGGACCCGCAACUGUACACGUCAACUUUGGGCAGGCUGGUUUUGUGUUUAUUGAGGCCAAUGUCAAGAAAUGGGGCCUGGCUCCGAUGACAGGGUCUUUGGCCCCACCACCACCCUAUGGAUCGGAGGCCGGCAGCAUCUUGUUGGAGAGUGGCAGGAAGGAUGGUUACAACGGAUCCCAGCGUACCCACGCUCACAGCCAGUCUGUCCAAACGUACUUCAGACCACAGCACCAGCAAGGCCUGGAGCCUCAUCCUGGCCACGGUCGCACGCGCUCCGGAAACUUCAGGAUGCUCUCUCCGACGAGUCCCGGUCCUGCUCGCAGCCCUACGGACAUCUCACUCGCCCAGCUCGUACCCAACGAUGACGACGGCGGCGAGCCUAGCAGCGCCGCCGCCACCGGUCCCGCCGACGACGCAACCACCACAGUGCCAUCGGUCGGCCUUGGUCUGCAGGAGCCGAGCCAUCCGCCACCCGAGUAUACCAGCCCUGAAUCAUCUGACGCCGAGAGUCGGCGGGAUAGCUCAGAGAACGAACACGCACCCCUCAUACGUAUCUCUCGGAGCAGAGGGGCGUCCUCCGUGACAGCGAGCGGGCGGGGCAGCAGGAGGAAUACUGCGGGGCGGGAGAGCCCACCAAUUCCAAGUUACAGCGAUGCUGUGCGGCAAGGAGCCGGCCGUGACCGCAGCGACAGCUCGAGGUCAAACCGAUGA
Messenger RNA from Cryphonectria parasitica EP155, 1494 nucleotides. Its product is annotated as SPRY-domain-containing protein. Bases 1 to 1494 code for a protein of 497 amino acids. Gene Ontology annotation, molecular function: protein binding. The transcript is spliced from 3 exons. Lineage: Eukaryota; Fungi; Ascomycota; Sordariomycetes; Diaporthales; Cryphonectriaceae. The record is from RefSeq and is a predicted model, not a curated record.